This is a messenger RNA of Klebsormidium nitens, 3126 nucleotides long. NCBI's taxonomy places the organism in Eukaryota, Viridiplantae, Streptophyta, Klebsormidiophyceae, Klebsormidiales, Klebsormidiaceae. The record is from the annotation of a GenBank genome assembly.
AUGGCGGACUCCUCGGAUUCUCGCAAGAGAAGCCGGGAAUCUGACAGUUCAGACAGCUUAGGCUUUCCAGGUGGAGGGUUUGAUGAGGUACUCAGCGGCGACUCUGGAGCAGAGAGUCACCAUUCUGGGUCAUUGCUAGAUGACCCAUCUGAGGGCGGAGCAGCUGAAGGCUCUGGAAGGGACCGAGGACCGCGCGCUCCUCCGGUCUAUCAGUAUGAUGAACGAGGGGAGCGGUUACCUAGUGAGCAAGCCCCGCGGCCGCAAAAGCCACGGGCUGAGAGCGGUGGGCAGGGAGACAGGGAGCGAGAGCGCGAGGGGCCUGCAGAUGCUCGGAGAGACAGCCUUGGCAGCGGGGUUAGGGAGGACUUUGGCGGGGGUGGUUUCACUGGUUGGGAUGAGGAUCUUGUUGAAGAGUUUGAGGAGGACCUCUACGACGAUGAGGAGACUGCUGAACAAGCUAAACGGAACCCCAAUUGGUCACGCAGGACUGAAAGGGAGUUGAGAGAGUGGGAGCAGAGUCGGCAUCUCUUCGCAGCGUCAUUGCUGCGUCGUCAAGCUGCGGGACCUGGGGCUUGUAAAGAAAAGUGCAGCACACCGGGAUGCGCAGGGCUGCAAGCAGUGAGGUGCUUUGACUGCACUCAAGGUCAGCCAACGUGUUCCGCGUGCGAUCAUCUGCUGCACCCGCACGCUCACUUCCACCGCCGUGAAUAUCUUACGCUAGAGGGCCAAUGCUGGCAGCCAAUUGGCCCCGAUUCUGAGGUGCAGAAUGGGAAGCUGGUGCGCAGCGUCAAGGUCUUUGCCAAGCCUCCCACUGCAGCUUGCGCUGGCUGCGGCAUGUGCUUCUGGGGAGCAGCUCGCCCCACUAAUAAGCCACUCACAGUUGUCACUUUAGCCGGGAGGUUUGAUUUUGUGAGGGCGGCAUUCCUUUGCCAGACUGCGGGCUGCGGAGGGUCACAUGAGCAGGGCUCACUCGAUGCUAUUGACCUGGGGGCCUGGCCAGGAACGGUGUCCGACUGUAGAACGAUGUAUGAUACCGCGCUUCUCGAGUUUUGGGGAAAGAUGAGCAAAGACCAGCCCGGCGCUUCCAUGACAGCGCUCGUGAAAGUCUUGGAAGGCAUCUCUCGCGAUCAUGGAAGAGUGCCCAGCAUCAACCGUCACACGAUGACGACCGCCUUUGGGGAAUUCAAGAUGGCGCAGCACAGCGCCAAGUACCCCGCCGCUCUACAAUCUGGCCUUGUCUGCCCUGCCUGUUGGGCGAAGCAGCACUCAUGCGCGGUGGACAGCAACCGGAAGCUGUACCGAUGGGCACGCGCGUACGAUCCCAGUCGCAAGUCAUACUACGAGAAGCUUUUCUUCUCUUCAGACGCUGAGGUGCAAGCGAGCAUUAAGGCCAUAGACGAGGCGCGGGGUAUUGAGAGGCCGGACAGGGCGUGUGGAGCGGGUGAUUGGAAAGCGGCAAGGGAUUCGAAGAGCGCCAUCCGCGGGCAAGACGAAACGGGGUGCACGGUGUGCGGUUGUCGGCAUGUUUUUGCGCAGCGGGCUGUGAACAUUAUCCAGAUGGGGGAGCGGUACGCUAAUGCGUACUACUUGGACCGCAACUUCAUGCAACCAACGGGGGUUGAGUUUCAGUGGCAGGAUAUAGUGUGCAAGUAUUGGGCAACUCACACAGCGUGGGCGGCAAAUAACCUCUUUCCGGGCCAGGUGCUGUUUGGAGGACAUUGGCAGGAAGGUGCAGCUGCGGGUGCGGGAGAAGACAUGGAGCUGCUGUUCUCCUACCUUUCUCGACUCGGAGUAAUCACGAAAGUUAUGGGUCCCGCAAGGAGGGUGGACGCCAUCACUGAAGCGGUGCUUCACUGGAACGAGGCGAAGGCCCGUGACCUUGCUCGGUCCCUAGUGAACAGGUUCCUGGAAUGUCAGAAGAGGAUCGAGUCCGCCGUGGUCGCCUUCGAGACCGCGUGCCGGGACAUUUUUGGCACGAGUGCUGGGGCGGUACCAACGGAAAAGCUCGAGGGGUGGAAGAACGAGAUUCGCGAGGUUGCAGAGGCGCAACUUCGCGACUCCCGAAGAACCAAGGGCUCCCUCGCCGUCCAGUACUUUGUGCUCAAGCGCGAGGUGGAAAGCGCUGACAGCAUCUCCCCGUUCGUGAACUCUGAGGCUUUCAAAGAUAGUGCCUUAUGUUCGGAAACCCUGCAGAAUCUUAGUUGCGCAACCGAGGAAAUGUUGAAGGGCCGAGAUGCAAAAGCUCGGAAUGUUAGAGAACUAGAGAAACAUUUGUUUCCCGAGCUGCGGGGGCAACCGGUAGGAGUAGAAGAGUUGAUGAUACUUGAAGCUCGCAGCCGUGCUACGCUAGCCGAGGAAACUGUGCACGCGUUACAAGAAGAGAUGGAGGGCAUGCUGCAUAGUUUAGAGAAGCUCCGUUUGCGAGUGACUAGUGAAGCUGACUCCUCGACCAUGCGAUCAGCCCUCAGGAAGAAAGAAGCGGUAGUAAAAAAACAGCUAGGAAAGGUUGUCGAACGGUACAAUACCAUCCUACCAAAAGUCCAGGUCGAAGGUCCUUCUCAACGGCAGCCGGCUGUUCUAGAAGACCUGUUGUCCGGUAGCGAGCUCCCGUGGCAGUUUGAUCGGUGUCUCGACGUUCAGCUAGAAGUAAGCUCGGGAGUGCACAGAACUUUUCGGUUUAAGCAGAAGUACGAGUUGGUCGAGGCCUUCAACAAGGUGAGAAGGCUGAGGGAGGAAAGCGAUUUACUAUUACGAGAGCAACGGAGUUAUUUAUCGUUUUACACGGCCUGCAAGAGCGAACUAGAGGCGAGGAUUAAGUCAUGGAACGAGCAACUGUCCGAAGCACCUGAGACUAGGCCACAACAACCUGAAGAUGCUAGUGCACCAGAGGUGACAGGUAGAUACUCCGUUGUCGACUUCGAUAUAGCAAGCGAAAGAGACUUGAUCGAGGGUACUAUCGCUCGGUUGUGGAAAGCACACAUCGAGGCCGAAAGACAACUUAGGAAAGGUCGUUUACAUUUCCAACAAGGUGCAGGGGGACAAGGGUUGCCAUGGCCGAAAAGCAGGACAGACUCUUUUUUAGGGCAGCCGGAUCCUUUUGUUGAAGCCGAUGAUGAAGAGUAUUAA